Messenger RNA from Sungouiella intermedia, 1854 nucleotides. The record is from the annotation of a GenBank genome assembly. NCBI's taxonomy places the organism in Eukaryota, Fungi, Ascomycota, Pichiomycetes, Serinales, Metschnikowiaceae.
AUGAGUGGAAAGGGAGCCAAAAAGAAUGCUCCGGCAUCCAAGGGUACCAGAAUUGCCAUCGUGUCUACCGACAAAUGUAAGCCAAAAAAGUGCAGACAAGAGUGUCGUAAGGCCUGUCCCGUUGUGAAAACGGGAAAAUUGUGUAUUGAAGUGACCCCAGCAUCCAAGAUUGCCUUCAUUUCCGAGACCUUGUGUGUUGGAUGUGGUAUUUGUGUCAAGAAGUGUCCAUUUGAUGCCAUUAACAUUAUCAAUUUGCCCACCAACUUAGAUGCUGAGACUACUCACAGAUACUCUGCUAACUCUUUCAAGUUGCAUAGAUUGCCUACUCCUAGACCAGGCCAGGUUUUGGGUUUGGUGGGUACCAACGGUAUCGGUAAGUCUACUGCUUUGAAGAUUUUGGCCGGUAAGCAGAAGCCUAAUUUGGGAAGAUACGAUGAUCCUCCAGACUGGGAAGAGAUCUUGAAGUACUUCAGAGGUUCUGAAUUGCAGAACUUUUUUACCAAGGUGUUGGAGGACGACAUUAAGGCCAUCAUCAAGCCACAGUACGUCGAUAACAUUCCUAGAGCCUUGGCCAAGUCGGCUGUCAAGGAUGUUGCUGGAAUUUUGAAGGCUAAGUUGGAGAGAAAGGAAGAUUGGGAGUAUGUGGCCAGGAUCUUGGAGUUGAAGCCUGUCAUGAAGAGAGACGUGGCUAACUUGUCCGGUGGAGAGUUGCAGAGAUUCGCCUUGGCUAUGACUUGUGUUCAAAAGGCUCAGGUUUACAUGUUUGACGAGCCAUCUUCGUAUUUGGAUGUCAAGCAAAGAUUGAGAGCUGCCGAAAUGAUCAGAUCCUUGUUGGACCCAACCACUUAUGUGAUCUGUGUGGAGCACGAUUUGUCUGUGUUGGACUACUUGUCGGACUUUGUUUGUAUUUUGUAUGGUGCUCCAUCUGUCUACGGUGUCGUGACCUUGCCUUCAUCUGUGAGAGAAGGUAUCAACAUUUUCUUGGAUGGUUUCAUUCCAACGGAAAACAUGAGAUUCAGAGAUGAGUCGUUGCAGUUCAGAUUGGCUGAUGCUGCUGAUGGCUUGAUCUUGGAUCACUCCAGUUCUUUGGAGUACCCUGAGUUGGAGAAGACCCAGGGUGAUUUCCACUUGAAGGUCGAGAAGGGUGACUUCACCAACUCCGAAAUCUUGGUUAUGUUCGGUGAAAACGGUACCGGUAAGACAACCUUCUGUAAGAUCUUGGCUGGUGCUUUGGAAACUGACAAGAAGACCAACCUCCCAAGAAUGAACAUUUCCAUGAAGCCACAAAAGAUCGCACCAAAGUUCCCAGGUACCGUGAGACAAUUGUUCUUUAAGAAGAUCAAGGCUGCUUUCUUAAACCCACAGUUUCAGUCCGAUGUGGUCAAGCCAUUGAAGAUCGACAACAUCAUUGACCAGGAGGUGCAGGUGUUGUCUGGUGGUGAGUUGCAAAGAGUUGCUCUUGUCUUGGCAUUGGGUGUCCCAGCAGACAUCUACUUGAUCGAUGAGCCUUCUGCAUACUUGGAUUCCGAGCAGCGUAUUGUUUGUUCCAAGGUGAUUAGAAGAUUCAUCUUGCAUGCCAAGAAGACCGCUUUUAUUGUGGAGCACGAUUUCAUGAUGGCCACUUACUUGGCCGACCGUGUGAUUGUGUUUGAAGGUCAGCCAUCCAAGGACGCUUUGGCCAAGGCCCCAGAGUCGUUGUUGACUGGAUGUAACCGAUUCUUGAAAAACUUGAACGUGACGUUCAGAAGAGAUCCAAACUCGUUCAGACCAAGAAUUAACAAGAAGGAUUCUCAGAUGGAUAAGGAGCAGAAGGCAGCUGGAAACUACUUCUUCUUGGACAACACCGAAUUGUAA